UACAAAAAAAUAUUUUAACCCAUCUGCUAUGUUUGGGUCAAUUUGACCCAAUUUUCAGUAAAACUCGUCGAAAUUCGCGUGUUACUCUAGUCGUAUUGUAUUGAUUCUUCUUCUAUUUGUUAACUGCAGUAAAAGGAAUAGAUAAAUAUGAAAUUUAAAAUAAUAUCUGUUUUUUAUGUUGCUGGAGGAUGCCAAAUGUAAUUUCAUUACACUUAUUACGUUGUUGGGUCAAUUUGACCCACCUAGUAUUUUGAAACAUUUUGCCGUUUUUUAUUACAUCACUCGAUCAAAAACGCCGUCAAAGAAAGCUAGUUAUCGGAAAUCGAGUUGCACAGCUCUAUGUUUAUAUAUUCUCGAUAAAUUUAUAGCCUUUUCGAAAAAGGGGAACUCCCGUUUUAUGCACCUGUGCAAAGAGUAAGUGUAGAUUGUUUGCUUAGUUAGUAAUUUUUUGUCGCGCAGUAAGGAGCUUAUCAAAGUUUUUAUAAAGAAAGUGAUUGCUAAAUAUAUAUUUAUACAAUGUCCCAAAGGAAGAGAAAACUAAGUAUUGAAGAAAUACACCAAAUUAUUAAUUCUGAUGCUGAGGAUAUUUUCGACGAAAGUGAUAGCGAUGAAGACUUUGUACCUAUUGCAGAAAAUGAAACGGACGAUUCAAAUACUUCAUCCAGUGAAAGUGAAGUAGAUGUCGGUUUUGAAGGUAGCAAUGCGACAGAAGAAGUCAAUUUGCCAAAUAUUUUAUUGAAAGAUAAGAGCAUAAUAUGGCAUGAUCAGCCACUUCCAAUUUCAAGAGGCAAAAUUCCUCGAAAUCAAAUUUUAUGUCGAAGUCCUGGCCCAUCAAAGUGUGCUAUUUCUAUGGUCACAGAUAUAAAAUCCUCUUUUGAUAUUUUCAUGCCCUCAAGUAUAAAAAACACAGUGGUAGAAAUGAGCAACAUCAAAGGAUUGCAGCUUUUUGGAGACAAUUGGAAAAUUAUAGACCUUAUAGAAUUGGAAGCAUACAUAGGAUUGCAAAUCUUAGCAGGAGUAUACAAAUCGCACAAUGAAAGUCUAAUUCAUUUGUGGGAUGAAAAUAAUGGCAGACCAAUUUUUCGGGCCACAAUGAGCUUGGAAAGACUUAUGAACAUAUCACGAUGCCUUCGUUUUAACUCCGCUGCAGACAGGGAUGAGAGAAGACAGCGUGAUAAAUUAGCACCUAUAAGAAACAUUUGGGAUCAAUUGAAUCGGCAGCUCAGGUCAUAUUAUCACUUACAUGAAAAUGUAACAAUAGAUGAGCAGUUAGUACCUUUUCGUGGUCGUUGCAGCUUCAGGCAGUACAUUCCAUCGAAGCCCGCAAAAUACGGCCUAAAAAUAUGGGCUCUAUGUGAUUCAAAAAGUAAGUAUGCCUGGAACAUGGAAGUUUAUUUAGGACGGGCAAGAAAUACGCAACCGGAAAGCAACCAAGAUAAUGCAUUUAUAAAUUGGCUUUUUGUAUGUCUCAAACCUAUGUACAGUAUAAAUAAACCGUCUCUAUACAAAUAUUUUUAGGUGAACGUGUUAUUCUAUCCCUAUCAGAACCCCUUCCCAGAGGUCACACUAUUACUUGCGAUAACUUUUUUACGACGUACAAUCUCGCCGUUUAGCUACUUCGCAGGAGCAUUACUUUAGUCGGUACAGAGAGGAAAAAUAAGCUUUUUUUGCUACGAGAAAUUGUCGACAUGAAGGAAAAGAACAUUUUAGAAAGAAAAUUUUUAUUUACGUAGUAUGUAACUAUUGUAUCGUACGUCCCAAAAAAAUAUAAAUUUGUUGUAGCAUUGAGCUCCUUUCACCAUUCUCCACUUGUUGAUGAGGAUAACAGAAAAAAACCUGAAAUAAUACUUUACUAUAAUAAAACAAAAAUUGGUGUGGAUCAGCUGGUUGCUAACUAUACAUGUAAACGUCAGACCAAACGUUGGCCAGUUGCUCUCUUUUCGAAUAUGUUAGAUAUAUCGGCAUAUAACGCAUACGUAAUAUGGACAGAGAUAAAUCCCUCCUGGAACACCAACAAGCUUUAUAAGCGAAGACUUUUUCUUGAAGAGCUGGGAAAGCAAAUGGUCGAACCAAAUAUUGUCCGCAGAGAGAGACUGCCACGAGGAAUCGCUGCUAAGAAUAUAGUAAAAAAUAUUCAAGAAAACUCCAAAUCUGCAGAAGAAACGUCUACUUCUAAUAUAGGGUGAUUUUUUAAGAGCUUGAUAACUUUUUUUUAAAAAAAAACGCAUAAAAUUAGAUUGGUUCAUGACAUUUACUUUUUGAAGAUAAUUUCAUUUAAAUGUUGACCGCGGCUGCGUCUUAGGUGGUCCAUUCGGAAAGUCCAAUUUUGGGCAACUUUUUCGAGCAUUUCGGCCGGAAUAACCCGAAUUUCUUCGGAAAUGUUGUCUUCCAAAGCUGGAAUAGUUGCUGGCUUAUUUCUGUAGACUUUAGACUUGACGUAGCCCCACAAAAAAUAGUCUAAAGGCGUUAAAUCGCAUGAUCUUGGUGGCCAACUUACGGGUCCAUUUCUUGAGAUGAAUUGUUGUCCGAAGUUUUCCCUCAAAAUGGCCAUAGAAUCGCGAGCUGUGUGGCAUGUAGCGCCAUCUUGUUGAAACCACAUGUCAACCAAGUUCAGUUCUUCCAUUUUUGGCAACAAAAAGUUUGUUAGCAUCGAACGAUAGCGAUCGCCAUUCACCGUAACGUUGCGUCCAACAGCAUCUUUGAAAAAAUACGGUCCAAUGAUUCCACCAGCGUACAAACCACACCAAACAGUGCAUUUUUCGGGAUGCAUGGGCAGUUCUUGAACGGCUUCUGGUUGCUCUUCACCCCAAAUGCGGCAAUUUUGCUUAUUUACGUAGCCAUUCAACCAGAAAUGAGCCUCAUCGCUGAACAAAAUUUGUCGCGAAACACAUUUCGAACCGAACACUGAUUUUGGUAAUAAAAUUCAAUGAUUUGCAAGCGUUGCUCGUUAGUAAGUCUAUUCAUGAUGAAAUGUCAAAGCAUACUGAGCAUCUUUCUCUUUGACACCAUGUCUGAAAUCCCACGUGAUCUGUCAAAUACUAAUGCAUGAAAAUCCUAACCUCAAAAAAAUCACCCGUUAUUUCUGCCAGAAAUGAAUCCACCAAAAAACGACAGCUUCUGUCAUCAUACAAAAAAUUCGAACAAAUAUUUAGCUGUUUAUAGUACGUGCCAAAAAUUUGUUUGCAAGGAAUACAGCAGCUUAUUUUGUGAAAAUUUCUGUUAAAACAUACAUAUCUCAACUAUUUUCUACAAUUAACAUACACUUAACUUGAUUCAAAUAAAAAAAUAUGAACUCUAUUAAUAAAAUAGUGUUAUUAGUGGAGUUUUCAUAAGUGGGUCAAAUUGACCCAAAACACUAUAUGUGUAAUAUUUUCCUAACAUAGCAGAAGGGUUAACUCUUUUUCAUAAUUUUGUUUUCGUUUUCGUUUUAUGUAUUUCAUUUGUUUUAUUUUUUUUUUUGAAUAUAUACAUAUGUAUGUAUAAGUUUUUUAACACAUUAAAAAUAUUUCAAUUCUUUUUCUUUUUAAUAUUUUUCGCUUUUGUUUUAUUUAAUUUUUUUCAAUAUAUAUUUUUUUUUAGACACAUGUGAAAAUUACGUUUCUUUUUCGAAAGAUAAAAAAAAAUGAUGAAGAAUAAGGCAGGUAGGACGCUUUACUACUUUAUGUUGAAAGUUGGUUUUAAUUUUGUUACUAUGUUUUUUUUUUAACUGUGAAUUGGUUUCGUUGGUUUCGCAAAAAUAUCUGUUUUUAACUUGCUUUUUUCACAAAACGGUUGUAAAAAAAAUUUUUCGUUUUUCACCAAAAAAACUUUCUUCUUCUUAUUUUUCACUGUUGCUUUCGUCUUUUUUUUGUUUUUUAGAAAUUUAUUUCAAACUUUUUGCACUUUUGUUUCGUUUUUUAUAGAAUUUUAUACUUUUUCGCAC
Molecule: messenger RNA, 3922 nt
Organism: Bactrocera dorsalis (oriental fruit fly)
Lineage: Eukaryota; Metazoa; Arthropoda; Insecta; Diptera; Tephritidae
Product: piggyBac transposable element-derived protein 4-like
Exons: 2
Coding region: 517-1518 (333 amino acids)
Source: RefSeq, a predicted model, not a curated record